Stylonychia lemnae is the source of this 2403-nucleotide messenger RNA. The record is from the annotation of a GenBank genome assembly. NCBI's taxonomy places the organism in Eukaryota, Ciliophora, Spirotrichea, Sporadotrichida, Oxytrichidae.
AUGGAUUUCAUACCUUAGCGAGAAUUCUUCCACCCAGAGGUACAAUCUAAAAUGAAAAGGAAGCGUACCUCAGAAAAUGUAUUUAUAAGCAGCUAUGCAUAUUCACCUAGAGACUAAUUUUUAUUUGUUGGUCUAACAAGUGGAAAAAUUUGCUAUUGGAAGAAAAAAAAUAUGGAACAAAAGUAUUUAGUUGACAGAGGCAAAGAUCCUGAAUUAGUUGAAUUAGAAACCCCACAGCAUCAUAAGGGAGAUGUGAAAUGCCUGAUCUAUGCUAAAAUUGAAGGAUUAGACAUACUGAUCAGUGGUAGUGCUGAUCGAACCAUCAAAUUAUGGGAACCCAAAAAUACUAAAAUUGAUAAAGCAAGAUAGCUGUUGAUGUAUCCAUGGUUUGUGCCUCUUUAAAUUGUCAAGGAUUUCACUUCUAUCAAUGCCUCUCUCAUUGAUAACAGUGUUUGGGUCUAAUGCUUUGAUAUUAAAGAAGGUGAAAAUCUAGGUAUUUUCGCUGGUGAUUCAGAGGGAUCAAUGCUUAUCUUCAGAGCACCAGAAGACUGGAGAAAUGAUUGUGUAUUUGAAUUAGCAAAGAAAACACCCUCAAUUCAUAGAAUCGGUAUCAUUCAAGUCUUAUUAGUAGUUUAAGCUAACUUCGUCUUUACAAUUAGUUUUGAUCAGUAGCUUAAAGGAUUUGAUGCAACAAACGGUAGUGAGUUCUUUUGCAUUAAGAAUCCCAACAAGACAGUCUACACAUCAAUAUUCUGGGAUAAUCAGUUUCAGGAAUUGUACAUUGCUGAUGAAUGUGGUUAUAUUUGGGUAUUAAAUGUAUAUAUGGAGAAGCCUUUAAUCUAAAAGAAGAUAGUGGAUGAAAAGAUAAAAAAGAUAGAAAUUAUGGAGGACACAAGAUCUUUACUUAUUCACACUGACUAUGGGGUAAGGGCUUAUAAAGUUAAGAGAGGAUAAAAAUCGCAAGAUAUGCUUGGCCAUCAAGGACCUAUUUUAAAAAUUAUCACUCUUGAACCAUAGAAGCUAGAGAAGAUAACUAGAGAAAGAAUUCCAGAUGAUCCUAAGAUUAUAACUUGCAGUUUAGAUAAUACGAUCAGACUUUGGGAUGCAAAGGAGAUGGCUUUAGUUACAGUAAUGGAAAGUCCUGAAUAUAGUGAGAUAUCUUGCAUGACUUUCCUCAUUAAUUGCUGUCUUGUAGCUACUGGGCAUGAGGAUGGAGCUAUAAGAUUAUGGAAUAUGGAGAUUAAUUCAAGUGUGACUUUGAAAUGUGAUGAAAAAAGUAAACAUCAAAACAGUAUUAGUUGUAUAUUGGGAAUCUAUCAUAACGAUAGUGAAUUCCUUGUUUGUGGAAGCUAUGAUGGAAAAGUUUCAAUCUGGGAAAUUUCAGAAAAGAGAUCAACAGCUUAGAAUUCUAUGCUUAGUAGUACCAUAUUCCCACAACUCAAGACUGUUAUCGACAACACUAAGACUCCAACAGCUGGAAAGUAUGAUGCUUCAGAAAUUCUUUGCUUAUCUUUCUAUUCAGAUGACUAGCUUGAUCCUUCAAUGGGACUGAUGAAAUCUUCUACUAAAAACUUUGCAUCUUAGCAUGCUCUGCAGAAAGAAGGAUAUGUCCUUGUUGGUGGAAAUAAUAAGAGUGUUAAUAUUUGGAAUAUCAGGACAUAUGAGUUCGUUGGAUCAUUGCAAGAGCAUUCAGAUUCAGUAACUUGCAUGGCUAAUGAUGGUAAAAUGCUUUUCACUGGAAGUGAUGAUAUGACUAUCGGAGUGUGGGAAAUGGACAAUCGAUUCUUAGUUGGUAGACUAGAGGGUCACAAAGACAGUAAGUUUAUUAAUCUCAUUAUAUUCUAUAUAGGCAUACAAGACUUAUUGAUUCUCUCUGAAAAUGGUCUGCUUAUCUCAUGCUCUUAUGAUAAGUCAAUUAUAGUUUGGAAGUAUUAGCACAAACAAAUUAUUGAAAGAUUUGAAAAGACGGAAGAGCUCAGAUGUAUGGACUAUCUCUCAUCGACCAAGACACUGUUUGUUGGAACAAACUAGAAAUCAAUAUUGACUAUUAACAUAGAAAAAUUACUUGACCCACUUAUCAGACAGCUUGAUUUCAGACGCUUAGGUGAGGAUGGAGAAUUUAACCUAGAUGAGGAGUUAGAACUUCAUGGUUAUCAACCAGGAGUUAAUAUUCAAGAUUUGCUGAGCAAUGGUGCUGAGAUAAAUAACAUUGAGGACAUGGCAAAGAUAGAAAGACUGCUAUAAGAAUUGAAGAUGAAGGAUGAAAGAGAUAGAGAUGGUGAUUUUGAUACUAGAACCGAAUACUUAGAUGAGCAAGAAGCAAAGAAUGAUGAAGAUUUAAGGAUGCUUCUCCAAGAGUAGGAACGUAUUCUUAAACAAGAUAAAGAUAGAAAGUUCAAGUGA